GCAGCAGGGGCUGCAAGUGCCCGGGUGGGCGAGAAAGGCGAAGGGCAGAAGCGAAGCAGCACCGCCGCCGCCGCCGCCGCCCUGAGGAUUUGACUUACUGGAGGGACACUUACCGCGGAUUCCCCUGAGGGCAGCCGGAGGAGCCGAGAAGCAAGGCAGAGGGCGCAGGGCGAGGAGGAGGAGGAUUGAAGGCUGCCUCUCCCGUUCCCCCCGUUGGAUUGGUUUCUUUGCAGGGAUCUGCAGCUGCAAUAUGACUCUGGAGGAGCUCGCUGGGGAGCAUCAGACUUUCGGAAGCAUGGAGAAGGUAGGGGAUGCCCUGGAGGAAGUCCUGAGCAAAGCCCUGACUCAGAGAAGCAUCACCAUCGGAGUGUAUGAGGCUGCCAAGCUGCUCAACGUGGAUCCAGAUAAUGUGGUGCUUUGUCUGCUGGCAGCCGAUGAGGAAGACAACCAGGAUGUUGCGCUACAAAUUCACUUCACCCUGAUCCAAGCUUUCUGUUGUGAGAAUGACAUUAACAUACUCCGAGUGAGCAACCCAAGCCGGCUAGCGGAGCUGCUGCUCUUGGGGGCGAGUGGAGGGGGCGAGCCGCCUGCAGACCUGCACUGUGUGCUUGUGACAAAUCCACAUGCCUCUCAAUGGAAGGAUCCAGCCUUAAGUCAGCUUAUUUGCUUUUGCCGGGAAAGCCGCUACAUGGACCAGUGGGUUCCAGUGAUUAACCUUCCCGAACGAUGACAGCAUAUGGAUGAAGCUGAAUUGAACAGAAAAAUUGCACUGAAGUUUCAAAAUACUUUAGUAGCUUGCUCAGGAAGCAAUUUCCCAGCCUGACACAAGGAUUACAGUAACUGAUGUCAAGUUGAGGUUGAACUACAUGUUGUGAGAAAUGGAGAGACAUUUGACUUUGCUGUUGGAAGAUGGACCCGAAGCAGAGCUAUGUUGGGGGAGCAAUAGGAAGUCCUUGUGGAGGAAGUCUGAGUUCUGCAAGAAGGUUGCAAAAACAGUGUGCCGAUUUCCUUUCAGAACACACCAAAUGUGCUUUGUUGGAGUUGUAGAAGAGCAACUUUUUGUUUCCGUUUUUAAAUACCUUUCACUUGUAAGAGCUAAAAGGGUUAAUUAUUCUUAAAUCUUUUGUUCCAACAUGCUUGAUUUCUUAAGUUUUUAUUCUAAGAAAUAUUAACUUAUUUUAUGAUACCGAUGAAAGAUUUAUUUAUGCUUGGGAUUUUCAAGAGCAAUCCUGCUUGCACCCCUUGUAUUAAAAAUGUUUGAACUGCUAUAUUUUAAUAAAUUGUUUGAAACUGGACUGUGUUCGCUGAAAUAAAAAUUUCAAAACUAUGGCAAA
Podarcis raffonei (Aeolian wall lizard) is the source of this 1334-nucleotide messenger RNA. RefSeq names its product growth arrest and DNA damage inducible alpha (gene GADD45A). The coding region runs from base 251 to 730 and encodes 159 amino acids. Lineage: Eukaryota; Metazoa; Chordata; Lepidosauria; Squamata; Lacertidae. Gene Ontology annotation, cellular component: nucleus; cytoplasm. Gene Ontology annotation, biological process: regulation of cell cycle. The transcript is spliced from 4 exons. The record is from RefSeq and is a predicted model, not a curated record.